This is a messenger RNA of Echinococcus granulosus, 288 nucleotides long. RefSeq lists its product as hypothetical. The coding region runs from base 1 to 288 and encodes 95 amino acids. The transcript has 2 exons. NCBI's taxonomy places the organism in Eukaryota, Metazoa, Platyhelminthes, Cestoda, Cyclophyllidea, Taeniidae. The record is from RefSeq and is a predicted model, not a curated record.
AUGGGAAUGACUGGACUGGCACGAUUCCCGAAGACUAUCAGUCCCAUCUGGUGUAGAUGGGCUGGGAGAUUGGAUAUUAGCGACCAGUAUGGAAACCGUAACUUCAGUGACUCGAACCUCCAACAGGCUGGAACAUCCUUGGCAUCCUGGAACGUGCAUUGGCACAUCCACUGCGGAGGUGGAGAGGAUGAUCGAAGAAUGAGCCAAUUUCGUGAAAUAGACUGGAAAUGGGAGAGCGCACAACAGUCCAAUAAUCCACCUCAAAACUUUAUGACCAUCACCGCCUAG